This is a messenger RNA of Trichechus manatus latirostris (Florida manatee), 1410 nucleotides long. It is a transcript of the gene KRT7, whose product is annotated as keratin 7. The record is from RefSeq and is a predicted model, not a curated record. The coding region runs from base 16 to 1410 and encodes 464 amino acids. The transcript is spliced from 9 exons. Gene Ontology annotation, cellular component: keratin filament. Gene Ontology annotation, molecular function: structural constituent of skin epidermis. Lineage: Eukaryota; Metazoa; Chordata; Mammalia; Sirenia; Trichechidae. Gene Ontology annotation, biological process: intermediate filament organization; keratinization.
CCUGGUGUGGCCGCUAUGUCCGUCCAAUUUAGCUCCCAGGUCUUCAGCUCGCGCUCCAACGCCUUGCCGGGCCGCGGCGCCCAGGUUCGCCUGAGCUCGGCGCGCCCCCAGGGCUUCAGCAACAGCAGCCUCUAUGGUCUGAACGCCUCGCGGCCUCGCGUCACCCUGCACUCGGCCUACGGGGGCCCAGUGAGCGCCGGCAUCCGCGAGGUCACCGUCAAUCAGAGCCUGCUAGCCCCGCUGAGGGUGGACAUCGACCCCUCCAUCCAGCAGGUGCGCCAGGAGGAGCGAGAGCAGAUCAAGACCCUCAAUGACAAGUUCGCUUCCUUCAUCGACAAGGUCCGGUUCCUGGAGCAGCAGAACAAGCUGCUGGAGACCAAGUGGGCACUGCUGCAGGAGCAGAAGUCAGCCAAGAGCAGCCACCUCCCGGGCAUCUUUGAGGCCCAGAUUGCUGCCCUUCGGCGGCAGCUCGAGGUGCUACAGGCAGAUGGGGGUCGCUUGGAGUUGGAGCUGAGGAACACACAGGACAUUGUGGAAGACUUCAAGAAUAAGUACGAAGAUGAAAUCAACUGUCGCACAGCUGCUGAGAAUGAGUUUGUGGUGCUGAAGAAGGACGUGGAUGCGGCCUACAUGAACAAAGUGGAGCUGGAGGCCAAGGUGGAUGCCCUUAAUGACGAGAUCAACUUCCUUAAGACCAUCUACCAGACGGAAUUGACAGAGCUGCAGGCCCAGAUCUCGGACACAUCUGUGGUGCUGUCCAUGAACAACAGCCGCUCCCUGGACCUGGACAGCAUCAUGGCUGAGGUCAAGGCCCAGUACGAGGAGAUGGCCAACCGCAGCCGGGCUGAGGCCGAGGCUUCCUACCAGACUAAGUUGGAGACCCUCCAGGCCCAGGCUGGGAAACAUGGGGAUGACCUCCGGAACACCAGAAACGAGAUUGCAGACAUGAACCGAGCCAUCCAGAGGCUGCAGGCCGAGAUUGACAACAUCAAGAACCAGCGUGCCAAGUUGGAGGCCGCCAUUGCUGAGGCUGAGGAGAAUGGGGAACUGGCGCUGAAGGAUGCACGCACCAAGCAGGAGGAGCUGGAGGCCGCCCUGCAGCAGGCCAAGCAGGACAUGGUACGGCAGCUGCGCGAGUACCAGGAGCUGAUGAAUGUCAAGCUGGCCCUGGACAUUGAGAUCGCCACCUACCGCAAGCUGCUGGAGGGCGAGGAGAGCCGGUUGGCCGGUGAUGGAGUGGGAGCCGUGAACAUCUCGGUGGUGAAUUCUGUUGGCGGCAGUGGUGGUGGCGGUGGGCUGACCUUUGGGGGAACUAUGGGCACCAAUGCCCUGAGCUUCUCCAGCAGUGGAAGGCCUAGGACCCUCAGGGUCUUUUCCCAGGAGACCACCCACAGGAGUUCCCACAACUAA